Messenger RNA from Melitaea cinxia (Glanville fritillary), 1068 nucleotides. RefSeq lists its product as uncharacterized. The record is from RefSeq and is a predicted model, not a curated record. Gene Ontology annotation, biological process: regulation of DNA-templated transcription. The coding region runs from base 1 to 1068 and encodes 355 amino acids. The transcript has a single exon. Gene Ontology annotation, molecular function: DNA binding. Lineage: Eukaryota; Metazoa; Arthropoda; Insecta; Lepidoptera; Nymphalidae.
AUGUCUCGGUACACACCGACUGAAUAUGCAAACAUGCAUUUCAUUUACGGCUUAUGCAACGGCAACGCCAAUAGAGCUGCUGCACUCUACCGGGAAAGAUAUCCUAAUGUUCGGCAUCCUGAUUACCGUGUCUUUAUUCGAGUGCACAAUUCACUUUUUGAAGGAAGAUUUCCCGGGACUGGCUUAAGCAGAGCUAGCGAAGGACGGCUUCAACGACAUAGUGAAGUCGAAGUGCUAGAAUUGGUUGAAGAAGACCCUUCUACAUCCUUAAGUCAAAUAGCAAGACGUACCGGUAUACCGAAGAAAUCUGUACAUAGGAUUUUAAAAAGACACCAACUUUAUCCGUACCAUUACCAAAAGGUUCAAACUUUGAUGCCAAGAGAUGGUGCAUUCAGAGUAACAUUUUGUCAAAUAAUGUUACGAAAAAUAAGAGAAGAUCCAAAAUGUUUCGACAAAAUUUUAUGGACAGAUGAGUCGACGUGCCGGCGAGAUGGAUUUUUAAACUUACAUAAUUUACACAGUUGGCAACUUGAAAAUCCGAAGCUGAUACGUGCAGACAGAGCACAGCAACAAUUUAAAAUAAAUUUGUGGACGGGAAUUGUUGGUGGGAAAAUAAUAGGUCCAUAUGAGUUGCCAGCGACAUUAAAUGCUGAAGGGUAUUUAAUUUUUUUACAAAAUAAUUUACUUGAGCUGCUGCAAAACUUAUCACUUGAGACAAGAGAAGGAAUGUGGCUGCAAAAUGACGGGUGUCCCGCGCAUUUUGCUGUUCGGGUGCGGGAAUAUUUAAAUGAAGCAUACCCAGAUAGGUGGAUUGGGCGCUUGGGUCCAAUUUUAUGGCCGCCACGAUCGCCUGACUUGAACCCCCUGAACUUUUUUUAUUGGGGAUGCAUUAAGGAAAAAGUGUACAAUAAAGCAGUGUCCACAGUCGAAGAAUUGCGCACACGUGUGCAAUUAGCCGCUGGUGAAAUUGAAGCAUCAGGCUAUGCACGCCGUAUCAAAAGGUCAUUUAUAAGGCGAUGCCGAGGCUGCAUUGCUGCUAAUGGGGGGCAUUUUGAACAUUUACUUUAA